AUGGGACAUGCUCAUACCAUACAACGGCUUAUACAGAUCUCCGCCAGCAGCACUAAAAGUCCAACCUUGCGACUCAGCCCAAAUCCUUCACGUCCUUCACAUCGCAAUCGUUGGAGUCCACUCCUUUGGUCGGCCAUCCGGGGAGAUGAAGACGUGACCAGGCUGCUCCUGGGUAUAGAAGACAUCGAUGUGAACAUCAAAUGUCCGAGAUCCCGGACCCCACUCUCAGUUGCUGCCGAACAAGGGUUUGUGGGUGUUGCCCGGCUGCUUUUGGCUGCAGGGGCCAAUCCAAAUACCAGCGACGACCUCAUGAGGUGGACGCCGCUACAUUGGGCAGGAUCGCCUCAACUUGCGGGUGAGAGUCGUGAUUUGGGUCGCCAAAAUAUGUUUAGGAAAGAGGUGCAAGAUCCUAAAUGUAAUAUCCACUGUCCGUUGGUCGUUUAUUUCGAGGUCGAUAUUGUCGGCUCCUCAAUUUGGAUGAAGAAAGAAAGAGGGAUAAGAGAUGGCGUCCCUUUUUCCGAGGACGAACACGGGACACCUUUGAUCCAGCCCAAUUUAACAUCUACAUUGUGGUCAGCAAGUACAAAUUAUAAGGAGAUAUUAUAUCUCCUUCUCCAAUAUGAUGCCCAACUUGAAUUAACGGACGUGGGAGGACGAACUCCGUUAUCUUGGGCAGCGACAUGUGGAUAUUUGCCCUUGGUGGAGCUUCUUCUUGAUAGCAGCAUAUCUCUUCAUUCCCCGAAACCUGCAUUCAAGAAACUUUCGAGAUCGGAGGAAAAACGUUUGAAAUGGGCAGAGAAAGAAAGGGAUUGCGAAAAGGUAACCAAGAGCUCAGUCAAUCGAGAUUCAUUUAUUGAAACUGACAAUGAUGACUCCCAGUCCGCCCUAUCUUAUGCCGCCGAGAAUGGACAAUACGAUACUGUGCAGUUCCUUCUGGAAAGAACCACACGACGAGACCCGCUCUGGUCUGACCCUGGCUGGGCUCCCCUGGUGUGGGCAAUAAGAGGGGGCCAGGUGGAUAUGGUGAAAUUAUUGCUAUCGGUGCAUGCCCAAAGGUGGCCGGAGCAGUCCCUUGGCUCUUCAGCUGCCGUAGUAGCUGCGCGCGACGGGAAAACAGACAUUAUACCGUUGCUGGUUGAAGCUGGGGUAAAAUUCGAAGCUACUCAAAGAUUGGACUUCAUGACCCCGCUCCAUUUAGCUGCCAUGAACAUGCAUGCUGAUACCGUUAAAUGCCUCCUUGAUAUAACGGAGGUCGAUGUGAAUGCCCCCGAUGGACAUGGUUGGACUGCACUAGACUGGGCGACAAAAGGCCAGACGCGAGCCAAGAUAUACUGGGAGGACACGAGAAUCAAAGACAUGCUACUCAAUCGCGGAGCUUCCCCAUCAUCACGGACAGGGGCAGAGCUCGCGAGCCCGCCACACUAUUUUCUCCGACAAUUUUCAGGGUGUACUUUCGAAGCAGACUUCGGUGAUUUCCCAAUUUCAUUCAGAUGUGAUUGGGACUCCAUUACUCAAGGGAAAAUGAUGCGAGACUUGCCGUAUAAAAAGGGUUUUUAUAUGGGAAUGUCCCCUGACAUACCAUAUGAAACGAUGAAGAUGUUUGAAGGGUGGUCCUAUGAUAGACCUCAACCUAUUCAUAGCUGA
Penicillium cosmopolitanum is the source of this 1644-nucleotide messenger RNA. Its product is annotated as ankyrin repeat domain-containing protein. Gene Ontology annotation, molecular function: protein binding. The coding region runs from base 1 to 1644 and encodes 547 amino acids. The record is from RefSeq and is a predicted model, not a curated record. The transcript has a single exon. NCBI's taxonomy places the organism in Eukaryota, Fungi, Ascomycota, Eurotiomycetes, Eurotiales, Aspergillaceae.